Messenger RNA from Boeremia exigua, 1581 nucleotides. RefSeq names its product lung seven transmembrane receptor-domain-containing protein. NCBI's taxonomy places the organism in Eukaryota, Fungi, Ascomycota, Dothideomycetes, Pleosporales, Didymellaceae. Gene Ontology annotation, cellular component: Golgi apparatus; membrane. Gene Ontology annotation, biological process: retrograde transport, endosome to Golgi. The transcript is spliced from 3 exons. Bases 1 to 1581 code for a protein of 526 amino acids. The record is from RefSeq and is a predicted model, not a curated record.
AUGUACAGCAAGAAGUCGUGGGGAGGGAAGGUCGAGCCAUUCAUCCUCGUUAAAUUCUUGAAGAACGGGGAGGACCAGAACAAGGGGAUUGAAGACCCAACAGUAGGCCUAGUCAUAUGGGAAUGGAAGGACUCGCUGCUGCUGGGCAAGCCGUCUGAAAUGCCUGUCGACGAUCGCUCCUACAUCUGCAACGACGACGCCAUCGACGCGAAGCUCUGUAACGGGACCCACAAGGGCGAAUGGAUCCUCGCUGACGACGCCGACACCGUCUCCAAUAUGCACAUUCGAACCGAAGCUGUCCAUCUCAACGACCCUAAGCCGAUCAACUAUCCCGUCGCCAGCGCAGAGCGAAAGGUAUCGAUUAAGACAGGAUACUAUUGUGUCGCAACUGCGGCGUACAGCAAAGAUGUCGAAUACGAAGCAAUCAUCACGUUCCGCAACGCGUAUGGCGAGCUUCCAGCGGCGCAAAUCGCGAAGCUCCCCUUCUACGGAGGCAUAACGAUCGUCUACUUUGUCGUCCUGCUGUUCUGGGGUUUCCUGUACUACCAGAACAGACACGACAUUCUGGCUGUCCAGAACUACAUCACAGCCAUUCUCGUCUUUCUGGUGGUCGAAAUGCUCAUGACUUGGGGCUUCUACGAUUACCAGAAUCGCCAUGGCAAUAACAUUGGAUCCAAGGUGCUUAUGGUCGUCGUUGCUGUACUGAACGCAUUCCGCAACUCGUUCUCGUUUUUCCUGCUGCUCAUUGUCUGCAUGGGCUACGGAGUUGUCAAGCCCUCGCUCGGCAAGACCAUGACCAUCGUUCGUUGGCUGGCUGUGGCUCACUUUGUCUUCGGUGUCAUAUACGCCGUCGCUUCGCUCACUGUCCGCCCUGAUGAUGCUGGACCUCUUGUCCUGCUUGUAAUCCUGCCCCUGUCUGCCACGUUGACCGCAUUUUACAUCUGGACCUUGAACUCUCUCAAUCUUACUAUGAAGGAUCUCAUGGAACGCAAACAACACGUCAAGGCUACUAUGUACAAGAGGCUCUGGUGGUGCAUCUUGACCAGCAUUGUAGUCAUCUUCGGUUUCUUCUUUAUCAACAGCUUUACAUUCGCCGGCGCAUCCACUCCAGACUUUGCGCCAACGCAUUGGCAGACCCGAUGGUUCGUCUUGGACGGCUGGCUAAACCUAGUCUACCUGGCUGAUGUUUGCUUCGUUGCAUACAUGUGGAGGCCGACUGCUAACAACAGGAGGUUCGCCAUGAGUGAUGAGAUUGCGCAAGAUGACGAUGGCUUCGAAAUUGCCUCCAUCCGCGAUUCUCUUGACGAGGAAGAUGGGCCUUCAGCCCACCCGCCUUCGUACGAUCCAGUGCGACCGCAGCGCGACGCAGCACGUGAUGCUUCGCCACUGCCUGCUCCUCAGGCGCAGAAGCCUAUCCACCCGCCUAGGGAAUCUCUUGAUGGUGACACCAUCUUUGCCGUUGGGGAAGACGACAAGUGGAGCGACGAUGAGGAUGACUUGGAGCCAGCAAGUCCGAAAGGGAGUGAUGACGAGAACGCAAGAUUGACAAGUAGCGCAAGUCAAAGCCGAAAGAACGAUUAG